UCUCUGCGCCUGUGCGAAAUACUAGUCAGCAAGGCGGGGCUAGAGUGGGCUGGACGUGAGGGACUUGAAGGGGCAGGGUUCGAAGUCCGGAAGGUUUAAAUCGUUGAAGGAGAGGUCGCGAAGGCCCAACUCUCAAGAGGAAGUCCUCUGCUGAACUCAGACAUUAAAAUCCUAACCACCAGAGCUAAUUUGGAUCAUAAACCACCAAAUGAAUGGGAGCGUCUGUGGUCUUGGCAAGUAUAGAAACAUAUAGGUGAGUAGCACAUCUGGAAAGGGGAAUUUGUCAUUAGCUGAGCUAGAAGAAGUAUUUAGCUGUAUCUGAAACCUCUCCUGUGAUGCCACCCCUCAUUAUAAAAGGAAGUGCAAAAUGGAAUAAACUGAUUUUAAGUAAAUAUGAACUGUCUUUAUAUGCCAGAAUAGCUCCAUGCUUUCAACUGAUUUCAGAAGCCUGCACCAUGCACCUUAGGUAAAUUAGCUGAAACUGGACUUUAAAUUUUUAGUCACGUGCUAUACCCCGAUGAGUUAUAAACAUUGUUUAUAGUUGUUAGUCACUGUUGCUUGAUGGCCUCAGUGACUGUUAUCUUAAUUCAUAAUUGACUAUGCAGGUAGUGUAGCUUCAAAAAGCCAUUUCUAGGGGCUUCCCUGGUGGCGCAGUGGUUGCGAAUCUGCCUGCCAAUGCAGGGGACACGGGUUCGAGCCCUGGCCUGGGAAGAUCCCACAUGCCGCGGAGCAACUGGGCCUGUGAGUCACAACUACUGAGCCUGCGCGUCUGGAGCCUGUGCUCCGCAACAAGAGAGGCCACGACAGUGAGAGGCCCGCGCACCGCGAUGAAGAGUGGCCCCCGCUCGCUGCAACUAGAGAAAGCCCUCGCACAGAAACGAAGACCCAACACAGCCAAGAAUAAAUAAAUAAAAACCAUUUCUAAAACACUACUCUUAUUGAAUAUUUGAAAUUUUGUCAGUAUAACCCAGACCUCAACUUCUUGUCUAUUUCAGUUAGUAUUUGUGUCAAAUGUGAGCACCUACCCAUUAGAUGUAAGUAGAUAAACAAUUCUUAUAUAAACUACUAAACGUUGAUCAAGUUUAUGAUUAAGUCACAAACUGUAGAUGAAGAAUUUAAUGACAAGGCAUUGGUUCCCACAGACAAAUAUUAAUGAGUUAAAUAGAAUCGAAUACUUUUCAAAAGUAUUUUCAAUCAGUACUUGGAAUCGAAUGUGUUCUCACAAUAUUCGUUUCUACUGCUAAAAAUAAAUUAUAGUCUGACUGUGAAGAAUCACUUCUCUUUUUUAAGAUAAUGUUCGUUGGGAGUAAAAAAAAAACCAAAUAUUUAGAAACAAACCCAUUUACCAAAAAUGUCUAAAAAGAAGAAAGGAAGUAACAUGUGUUGGGUGCCUCCCACAUGCAAUUCAGAUGUGGGGCUAGAUGUUUUACACAUUAUCCCUGUUUAUGCUUGCAAGAACACACCCCAGAGAAGCAUCAUUGGCCCCAUUUUACAGACUGAGAAGCUCAAGUCAAGAAAGUUAAAGUUCAUUAAAUCACACCCAGAAAGUAUCUGGCUCAGAGUAGGAUCUAUAGUCUGAUCUAAAGGGAGUGAGUCUUUUUAACUUUUGCCUUUUAGCUUACUUAUGAGGAUAAUUCACUAAAACAUCAAGCUAUGAAGAAAAACUCCAAGAGGAACCACAGUUCAAGGGUUUCUGACCUAGAAUUGAGCUCUGCGGAUGCUGAGAAGGAAAUAAAAGAGCGUCAGAAUAACUUUGUUGAACUGCUGCCUCCAGAAGUUACUUUUAAAAUUUUCAGUCAGCUGGACAUCUGGAGUUUGUGCAGGGCUUCAGUGACGUGCAGGAGCUGGAAUCACACAAUAAGACACAGCGAUGCCUUGUGGAAACCUCAUUGCCUGACUGUGAGAGCUGUAUGCCAAAGAGAGAUAGAUGAUGAUCUAGAGAGUGGUUAUCCCUGGAGGGUAAUACUACUGAGGAAUUACCAGAAGAGUAAAGUGAAACAUGAAUGGCUAAGUGGCAGAUAUAGCAACAUAUGUUCUCCUAUCAGCCUACCAGAAAAAAUCAUGUACCCAAUGGAUGCAGACACAUGGGGGGAAAUUCUAGAAGCAGAACUGGAAAGAUAAGCAGAAAAAUCACACACAGAUCUCCUAACUUUGAGAGUUUAAAACUAAAGUGACUCUUAGUUUAUAAAAGGUAUAUCUUUAGCCGUCCAUUUUUUUGUUUGCCUUUUUACUAUUUAACAUUUAAAAGAAAACUAAGUAGAACAUAUUAUAAAAAUAUAGCUUUGAUUUUAUUUUGCACUUCAGUUAAAAAUACGUUUCUGGUUUUAUUGUAAUGUGGAAAAAUCAUGAAAUGCUAUUUAUGUAAAAAAACUAUACUGAUAGAGUGAUUUCAAAAUGUAUUGUUUCAUGUAUUUGUGUUACUCUGUUGCAGUACUUUAAUGAUAAGAGAGUUUGAUUGGUAUUUUCUGCUUAAUGAUAAUUUGAAAAUUCAGGAAACCAUUUGAAGAAAUUGACUUAGAGAUUUUUUUUUUUUUUUUGCGAUACGCGGGCCUCUCACUGUUGUGGCCUCUCCCGUUGCGGGAGAGCGUUGCGCAGGCUCAGCGGCCAUGGCUCACGGGCCCAGCCACUCCGCGGCAUGUGGGAUCUUCCCGGACCAGGGCACGAACCCGUGUCCUCUGCAACGGCAGGUAGACUCUCAACCACUGUGCCACCAGGGAAGCCCUAGAGAUUUAUUAAUUAGUAGACAUAACUAGACUCAUGGGGAGACUCCCUAAAUGAAAUUAAUAGCAAUAUGUUUAAAUAUAUAAUAAAUUUGUAUUUCAAUAACUUUAAAAUUUCCAUUUCAGUGGAAUCAGAUUGAAUUGUCAAACACUGAAACCAUUUUGUGUUAAACUUGUGGUUUAAUUUAAAAUGAACCUGACCAGAGGGCUAAAGCUUGUGAGAUUAAGACUCCCGUUACUUGCCUACAAACCUAGAAUUGCUCUCAGGGACUGAAAAUAUAUGGAAAGUUUUCAGCACACAUAAAGGCCAUCAGAACCUCCACACUAUUUUUCUUGGUGAAACUUACCUUCUUUUUGACAGCCUUAUAGCACCAUCUAGUGUACUCCUUGUAGAUAACCAAGACAAAGGACCGGCUCCUUUCUGUUUUCUCCACACUGAAGAGAAAGAAAAAUAUUAUUUUCGAGAAACCUGUAUACUUUGUUGAAGUUUAGAGCUUUAUAGGAGUCUUUAACUUUUAUUCUCUUUUUCUUAAAAGUAGAUGAUAUAAUAUUCACUAUUCCAGAUUCUUCAUUCUGAAUCUGUGAUCAGCACCAUAGGUAAAGUGUCUACAAAACCUUUAGUUAGCAUGGGAUUUUCUUCUUAAAUGUUGCUCUAUAGCAUGAAAAAAUGAGUCCAGGAAAUCGUUAUUCCACGAAUAGGCAAAUAUCAGGAAGGUGCCCCACUCUAUACAAAUUCCCUUUGUUGGAUCAAGUAGAUGAUGAUUGAUUGUCUCCUACUGUCUUCUUGGGGUUGGAAGGGGCCUUGAAGAUCAGGCAGUCCAGUCCCUAGGACUAUUCAGUCAUCCCUGCUAUAGGAAUGUUCUUCUUCUCACCCACCAUUACUUCUUUUCUUGGCAAAUUCUUUUGUAAAAUAUGUCAUCCCAACCUGGAAACCAUCUCAAACUUCUACCAUUCUGGAUUAAGUGACCCUCUUAAGGUUCCCCUAGUUCUUUGCACAUACCGUUCUCAAAGCUGCAUACUACAUUAAAUUGUCUGUUUUAUCUGUCUAUCUCCCCUUUUAGGCUGUGAGCUUCUUUUUUUUUUUUUUUUUUUGCGGUACGCGGGCCUCUCACUGUUGUGGCCUCUCCCGUUGUGGAGCACAGGCUCCGGACGCACAGGCUCAGCAGCCAUGGCUCCCGGGCCCAGCCGCUCCGUGGCAUGUGGGAUCUUCCCAGACCGGGGCACGAACCCGUGUCCCCUGCAUCGGCAGGCGGACUCUCAACCACUGUGCCACCAGGGAAGCCCAAGGCUGUGAGCUUCUUAAUAGCAGGGUCCAUUUAUUUAUUUUUGUGUUCCCAAACCUGGAACAUAGUUCCAUAAAGAUUUGUUAAAUUAUUUCUA
Molecule: messenger RNA, 4100 nt
Organism: Orcinus orca (killer whale)
Lineage: Eukaryota; Metazoa; Chordata; Mammalia; Artiodactyla; Delphinidae
Gene: FBXO48
Product: F-box protein 48
Exons: 3
Coding region: 1654-2121 (155 amino acids)
Biological process (GO): SCF-dependent proteasomal ubiquitin-dependent protein catabolic process
Cellular component (GO): SCF ubiquitin ligase complex
Molecular function (GO): protein binding
Source: RefSeq, a predicted model, not a curated record